Messenger RNA from Ictalurus furcatus (blue catfish), 519 nucleotides. RefSeq lists its product as uncharacterized. Bases 1 to 519 code for a protein of 172 amino acids. The record is from RefSeq and is a predicted model, not a curated record. The transcript has a single exon. NCBI's taxonomy places the organism in Eukaryota, Metazoa, Chordata, Actinopteri, Siluriformes, Ictaluridae.
AUGAGGACAUCCCUCUGCCCCAUGGAGGACAUCCCUCUGUCCCUCUGCCCCAUGGAGGACAUCCCUCUGUCCCUCUGCCCCAUGGAGGACAUCCCUCUGUCCCUCUGCCCCACUGAGGACAUCCCUCUAUCCCUCUGCCCCAUGGAGGACAUCCCUCUAUCCCUCUGCCCCACUGAGGACAUCCCUCUAUCCCUCUGCUCCAUGGAGGACAUCCCUCUAUCCCUCUGCCCCACUGAGGACAUCCCUGUAUCCCUCUGCACCACUGAGGACAUCCCUCUAUCCCUCUGCCCCAUGGAGGACAUCCCUCUAUCCCUCUGCCCCACUGAGGACAUCCCUCUAUCCCUCUGCACCACUGGGACAUCAUUCUAUCCCUCUGCCCCAUGGAGGACAUCCAUCUAUCCCUCUGUCCCACUGAGGACAUCCCUCUGCCCGAUGGAGGACAUCCCUCUAUCCCUCUGUCCCACUGAGGACAUGCCUCUGUCCCACGGAGCACAUCCCUCUAUCCCUCUGUCCCACUGA